AUGCUAGCUAAAGUACAGGCUAUUAUCUCACCGCUUCUUCCAGAGUUGCACAAAGGCCAGGCCGGGCGUGUUGGUAUCUUGGGCGGAUGUCGUGAGUAUACAGGUGCACCAUACUAUGCAUCUAUGUCGUGUAUGCGAGUGGGCUGCGACAUGUCGUUUACUGUUUGCUCGCCGGAGGCUGCUCCGGUCAUCAAGUCUUAUUCGCCGGAUCUGAUCGUACAUCCGGCGCUUGAUGCAUCGAAAAACCUGAAUGACGUGCGUGAGGAGCUUCGUACAUUGUUCAAGCGUCUGCACAGCGUCGUCAUCGGCCCGGGUCUGGGUCGCGAUGACUCUAUGCAAGCGUUCGCUCGUGUAGCUAUUGAAGUGGCUCGCGAGGCGGACUUGUACGCAGUUAUUGAUGCAGAUGGUCUAUGGCUUGUUCAAAAUGCACCGAACACGGUCCAAGGCUACAAGCGUGCAGUGUUGACACCCAAUGUGGUCGAGUUUGGGCGCCUUUGUCGAGCAAUGGUGCGUGUGUGUCUAGGCCGGGAACAGGUAAAACCAGCGAAGGUUCACCUGCACCUAGUCUCCCAGCAUGGAAUUGAGCUAAUAACAGAACAUUGA
Malassezia globosa CBS 7966 is the source of this 603-nucleotide messenger RNA. RefSeq lists its product as uncharacterized. Bases 1 to 603 code for a protein of 200 amino acids. The transcript has a single exon. NCBI's taxonomy places the organism in Eukaryota, Fungi, Basidiomycota, Malasseziomycetes, Malasseziales, Malasseziaceae. The record is from RefSeq and is a predicted model, not a curated record. Gene Ontology annotation, molecular function: ATP-dependent NAD(P)H-hydrate dehydratase activity. Gene Ontology annotation, biological process: metabolite repair.